CCUGCACUCUUUGUGAAUGAGGGCAGGGAACACGGCCCUUCCCCCGCCCAGGAGCCACGCCAGACCGCCGCACUCAGAGGACUGUUUGUUAAUAGUCCAAUUAGAUAAUUGCCAUCUUUCACUCCUUUUGCUCCGCAUUUCCCAUAAAGGAAUGAAUGGGGAGAGCGGCGUGGAGAGGGCUUCUGCCCCGGCAAGGUGACGAGAAGGGCUGGAGCAUGCUCCUUGCACAAGGCCAUGCGCUUGAAUUGAAUCAUUGUAGCCUAAUCAAUGCUCUUAUUGGAUUACUGGCUGUUGCUUUUCUCAAAGAUAUUGUAGCAGAGACAAUGAAAUAGCUAGGGGAAAACUUUUUUUUUUUUUUUUUGAAGCAGAUCUCACAGUUGAGAUUUUCCCUGCUCUCUCUCUCUCUCUCCCCCUCUCUCUCUCCUGCUGGACUCUCUGAGCACAAAGCUGCCCUUUGAAUGGGCUGUCUCAGGGCUGCUGGAGGUGCAGGCAUGAAAAAAUCCAACUGGAACUAAAUGAAGAGAGGUGGCAGUUUAAGAUGGCUGUCAGCGUCGAGGUGUGUUAAGGAGUUGCUUGGGGAGACAGCUUGGCUUUUUUGAGUGUGGGGGAGAUACUUUUUGGGGAAAACUUUCUCUCCUCCCCCGCUCUCCCCACCCAGAGGCAACUGCUUUCUUCUGCUGCUGCAGGGUGUGUGAGGGGUAUUUUCCCUCCCCCCUCCACCCUCAUUCAGCGCUAUCUGGCGAGUGUGGAGAAAACCCCUCUAGCCAGUAUGUGAACAGGAGGGUCAAAGGCAAAGGGAAAGUUAAUAAUGCCUGCUAAUGGUACUAACAAUUCAGGAUGAAUCUUGUCAAAAGUUUUUCUGGAAGUGUAGGUCUUUGAUUGUGUGUUUCCUGAAAGCAAGACCAAUCAUUUCCGUUUAUUCACUGGCUAAACCCCUACUUGAUUGGGGACAAGGACAGAAACCAUCCAUUACGAUCUGAUAUAUUAUCCAAACAAUUUAGUGUAUUCAUGAGGUAACCGAAACGUGGGGGCUGCGAAAUUACCCGUAAUCAAUUGCAACAGCGAGUGUGCGUCCCCCCGGGUGUCGGACAACUACAACUCGCCGUCUCAGUAACUGGCGGGAGCCGCAGCAUUUCGGAGUUGCGCUGUUCGCUACCUGAUCGCCAGGCUGGGGACAUUGGACGUGCUCAGAAGACGCGGGCGCUGACGAAGCGGCCUCGCCGCGGCUGCACCGGGAUCCUGGACCAGACCCGCCGCCUCUCUGGGAGCGCGCCACUCUUCCGUCGCUGCUGACCCGCCGGCGGCCGCCGAAGCCGCCCCGCGGGGGACAUUCAUUCUUGCCGCUUGCCUCUCUCCAGACUGAGCUUAGAGGCUGCGUUGUAGGGGUUUUGUCCCCUUCUGCUUCUUUUUUUUUCCCUUUCUCCUUUUUUUCUUUCUUUCUUCGUUUUUUUUUUUUUUAUCAUUCUAUUUUUUCCCCUCUCUCUGUGUGUUUUGCCUAUGUUCGGGAAACCAGACAAAAUGGACGUCCGGUGCCACUCGGACACCGAGGCCGCCCGGGUCUCGAAGAACACGCAUAAGGAGAGCCGCGAGAUCAAGGGCGCCGAGGGGAGCCUCCCGGCCGCCUUCCUCAAGGAGCCGCAGGGCGCCUUUUCCGCGUCGGGCGCUGCGGAAGACUGUAACAAAAGUAAAUCCAAUUCCGCUGCGGACCCGGAUUACUGCCGCCGGAUCCUGGUCCGAGAUGCCAAGGGGUCCAUCCGAGAGAUCAUCCUGCCGAAAGGCUUGGACCUGGACCGGCCCAAGAGGACACGCACGUCCUUCACGGCGGAGCAGCUCUACCGGCUGGAGAUGGAGUUCCAGCGCUGCCAGUAUGUGGUGGGCCGCGAGAGGACAGAGCUCGCCCGGCAGCUCAACCUCUCUGAAACCCAGGUGAAGGUCUGGUUCCAGAACCGGCGCACCAAGCAGAAGAAGGACCAGGGCAAGGACUCGGAGCUGCGCUCGGUGGUAUCGGAGACCGCGGCCACGUGCAGCGUGCUGCGGCUGCUGGAGCAGGGCCGCCUGCUGUCGCCGCCUGGUCUGCCCGCGCUGCUGCCACCGUGUGCCACGGGCGCUCUCGGGUCUGCUCUGCCGGUGCCCUCGCUGCUAGGCUCGGUCGCCAGCCGCCUGUCCUCCGCCCCAUUGACAAUGGCUGGUUCGCUAGCCGGAAAUUUGCAAGAACUCUCCGCGCGAUAUCUGAGCUCCUCGGCCUUCGAACCUUACUCCCGGACCAACAAUAAAGAAGGGGCCGAGAAAAAAGCGCUGGACUGA
This is a messenger RNA of Ictidomys tridecemlineatus (thirteen-lined ground squirrel), 2304 nucleotides long. The record is from RefSeq and is a predicted model, not a curated record. NCBI's taxonomy places the organism in Eukaryota, Metazoa, Chordata, Mammalia, Rodentia, Sciuridae.